CGUCUUGCUAGUGGGCAGCAUAAGAGAUCCCUAAAUGGAAGCCAAGUUCUUUCGUUUUCUGAAGAUUGUGGGUGUUGGUUUUAAAGCCAGAGCUGAAUUGGAAGGCCGCCUCUUGUACCUGAAACUAGGUUACAGCCACGAGGUUGAAUUGACGGUCCCACCUGCUGUUCGUGUAUUUUGCUUCAAACCCAAUAUAGUUUGCUGCACCGGAAUAGACAAGCAAAGGGUGCACCAGUUUGCUGCUGCUGUUCGAAGUUGUAAGCCUCCGGAAGUCUACAAAGGCAAGGGUAUAAUGUAUAUUGAUGAAGUUAUAAAGAAGAAACAGGGAAAGAAAUCUAAAUGAUUGACCGAUCACCGGUUGAUGGUUGUGGGGUUAUUGGGUGUUUUUGCUUUUCAGAUAUCAGAACUGCAAGCUUGCAGUGCAGAUAGGGCUGGUGCUGCCUGUAUCUCAAAUUUAUGGACUUCUAAAGUUUCAGCAGUAAUGUUUAUAUUGAAAGAUUAGUAACUAGCUAGAGACUUGCUUUUUGUGUUAUCAUUUUCCACUCCUUGAAGUUACCUUAAUGCCAUGGUUAUUUGCUGGAUGAGGUUAUAAAUUGUGUUUGUUUGUCUAGUAGUAUUGAUAGUAUUAGUUAGUUGUAAUUAAAUAUAUAAAAUUACGUAAAAGCUUUUAUUA
Messenger RNA from Camellia sinensis, 673 nucleotides. NCBI's taxonomy places the organism in Eukaryota, Viridiplantae, Streptophyta, Magnoliopsida, Ericales, Theaceae. The record is from RefSeq and is a predicted model, not a curated record.